UUGCAUGUUUGUUUUUAUACAUGUGUGUGAGUGUGUAAAUAUCUGUAAAUAUGAUGUCAGUCAGCAGCUGUGACAUCACAAUGAAAGAUUCUAGAUUCUGAUGAUGAUGGGUUCUGAGUACUGAGUUCUGGUUCUUUGCAAACAAACACCUGACACAAUCCAAAUGGACACACUGAACCUGACCUCAAAAAUGAGCCAACAAGAAAACACCUGCGCCGCUCACAGAGCUGCCAUGGAGAAAAGGAUGAAAGACAUGACAUCUACAGCGUUGAACCAACUUCGUCUGGAGAGAAAACUGUGUGACGUGGUGAUCAAAGUGGGCCACGCCGAGUUUGACGCCCACAAGGUCAUCCUCUGUAGCUGCAGCUUAUACUUUCGUACUCUCUUCACCGGUAUGUGGGCAACCCCUGAAAAGGUGGAGUUCACUAUCCCGGGAGUGUCGCCCCAGAUGAUGCAACACAUCAUCAACUACGCCUACACCCACUCUGUUCCCAUAACAGAGGACAACGUGGUGGACAUCCUGGCUGCUGCCGACCAGUUCAUUGUGCCAGGGAUGGUUCAGGCCUGCAGCUUCUUCCUGGAGGACCAGCUGUGUAUGAGGAAUUGCAUGGGCAUCUGGAAGAUGGUGGACUUCUACCACUGCCCUGAAUUCAGACACAGGGUUUUCCUCUACAUCCUGUACCACUUUGAGAGGAUCGUUGGCGUCUCGCAGGAGUUUCUGGAUCUAUCAGAGGAGCAGCUGGCUGCUGUGCUUGAGAGCGAUUACCUCAAUGUGAAACGAGAAAACGCAGCGUUCGAGGCCAUCCUCCGGUGGAUCAACCACUUGCCUGAGCAAAGACACAGAUGCAUCUCUGCGCUGUUGCCAAAGGUGCGCCUUGGCCUGUUGUCGGCUGACUACCUCCAGCACAACGUGAUGAACAACACUAUGAUAAAGAACAACAUCGAAUGUGAGCCUAUCAUCAAUGACGCAAUGACUAGGUUUAUGGUUUUUCAUGCUAGUGGAGGUCCGAAACACUGCUUCAGUAACCUGCUGAGCCGCCCCCGCCUCCCUGCUGCCAUUCUGGUGGCCACUGGAGGCAAAAAUGGCAGCACUGCAGCUGUCAAAAUUGAGGCAUACGAUGCCCGAGCAGACUGCUGGGUUACUCUGAACACCGACAUUUUACGCGCUCACCACGGUGCUGCCGUCAUAAGCCGCUACGUGUAUUUGGUUGGUGGCUGCGACCAAACCACUCACCUGGAUACGGUGCAAAAACUCGACCUCCUCACCUGCACGGAGCAUCCUGUGGCAUCCAUGAACUCCGCCCGCUGCUACGUCAGCGUUGCCGUGCACAACGGGUGCAUUUACGCCAUAGGAGGCUUCAACGGUGAAACCUACUUGAACACCGUGGAGUGCUACAAGCCUGAGACUAACCGGUGGACCAUGGUUGCACCAAUGCGCGCAAAGAGAUGUGGGGCUGGUGUCGCAACUUUGAAUGGAAAGGUGUACAUCUGUGGUGGUUUCAACGGACACCGCAGCAUCUCCACGGUUGAAUGCUACGAGCCAGAGAGCAACCAGUGGACCUCGAUCCCUCCCAUGAGAUGCUCCCGAAGCGGCCUGGGGGUCAUUGGCUACAGAGACAGAAUCUAUGCAGUUGGCGGCGUUAUUGCCAGGAACCUCCACCUACGCAGUGCUGAGGCUUACAACCCCAGCACCAACAGGUGGACCAGUGUGCCAUCCAUGCACAUUCCACGCAGCUACUUUGGCAUUGAGGUGGUGGACGACCAGGUGUUUGUGGUCGGAGGACACGAUGGCUCCAGCGUCCUGUCAUCUGUUGAGCGCUACGACGAGGAGGCCGGGAUGUGGUACAGGGCCUCGAAUGUUGAGAUUUCUCGUAGCAACCUGAGCUGCUGUGUACUGCACGGACUCUACGGCCUGGCCCAGGGCUUGUUCCCCCGUGGUCCCCUGAAGGUCCCCAGUGAAGAGGAGGCUGCAGGUGGAUCCAACUGAGCUUCAGCCCGUCCUGACACAUCGUCCAUCGUUACAUUUUAAAUUAUAGUAAUAUUAAAAAAAUUGCAUGACAAAACAAGUGCUGUUAUUAUACAAUUAUUUAUUUUCAUGUUUUUAUUUAUUUAUUUUUUAUACAGUAGUUUGUGUUCCUACCACUAUCUCUGGUUAUAAUAUAACAUUUGACUUCACAGAUUGAAUAAAUAAAUGAAAGA
This is a messenger RNA of Mugil cephalus (flathead mullet), 2199 nucleotides long. Its product is annotated as kelch-like protein 10. The transcript is spliced from 5 exons. The coding region runs from base 164 to 1987 and encodes 607 amino acids. Lineage: Eukaryota; Metazoa; Chordata; Actinopteri; Mugiliformes; Mugilidae. Gene Ontology annotation, molecular function: protein binding. The record is from RefSeq and is a predicted model, not a curated record.